This is a messenger RNA of Magallana angulata, 627 nucleotides long. RefSeq lists its product as uncharacterized. The transcript is spliced from 4 exons. The coding region runs from base 1 to 627 and encodes 208 amino acids. The record is from RefSeq and is a predicted model, not a curated record. NCBI's taxonomy places the organism in Eukaryota, Metazoa, Mollusca, Bivalvia, Ostreida, Ostreidae.
AUGAUAUUUUCGUGGUUGAUCGUGGGGUUUCGAGACUCACUGGAUUUUUUGGAAGAGCUUGGGAUCCAAGCCCCCAUGCCUUCUUUUAUGUCCAAAGGAGAGAAACAGAUGACAACAGAGAGUGCCAAUACAAGUCGUCUUGUUACAAAGAUCAGGUGGGUUGUGGAAUCCGCGAACUCCCGGAUCAAGCAAUGGAAAUACCUUCGGCAUGUAUUGCCAACAAGUCAGAUUCCAUACAUAGGGGAUUUCAUAAGGAUUGUCUGUGCUAUUUGCAAUAGAUACAUGAAACCCCUUUUUAACGGAAAUGCUACUGAGGACGAGUCCCUUGGAUGUAAAAUGCUUUUUCUAUCCAAGCAAGUCAACGCCUUACAACAACAUGUGGAGGAACAUCACCUAGAUCGACCCUCUGUGUGUUGGGAACCAGUAGAUGAUCUAAAAGGCUUUCCGUAUCUUGAUGAAGAGCAGCUUCGAAAUCUCACAGCUUUGACUCUCACCCAGUUAUGCACAGGAACACUUGGAAGGCAACUGCCAGAUACAUGUCCACAAAGAGGAGCCAGGUCUUAUCAGGGUACGGUUACAGAGUCGACAUGUAUCAUCUCGAUCAUACCAGUUAUGGAAAAGAUAUGA